GAUGGCACUACAGGCAGAGAACAACACGUGUUUGAAGAAGAAUUCUCCGAAUUCUUUUGAUUGUUUAAAAAAUGUUUACAUGAUAACCGGCGUGUGCAUCGUAAUUGCUUAAACGUUGCUUAUUUUGUACCCUGUUUUAUUUAUGGACAAAACAGUACUGAAUAACAUACUAUAUAUCGAGGAAUAAAUUAUAACCUUAACAAUGGUGAAGGAACAGUUCAGAGAAACAGACGUAGCCCGUAAGAUAUCCCAUGUAUCCUUUGGAGUGGAUAGUCGCCACAACAUGGAAAGGCAGGCCCAUAUGCAUGUUGUGGCAAAGAAUUUAUAUAAUCAAGAUGUCGAACAUACUCCAGUUCCAUAUGGCGUACUUGAUAGAAGAAUGGGAACCUGUAACAAUACAACAAAUUGUAUAUCAUGUGGCAAAACUUUAAAUGAAUGUAUUGGACACUUCGGAUACAUUGACUUGGAAUUACCAGUGUUCCAUGUCGGUUAUUUUAGAGCUGUUAUUGGAAUUAUGCAAACCAUUUGUAAAAAUUGUUCUCACAUCAUGCUAUCUCAAACUGAUAAAAAACGUUUCUUAGCCAGAGCAUUAAAUCCCAAUUUAGGAUAUUUAUCCCGUAAAGCCUUGCGCAAACAAAUUUUGGAUAAAGCCAAGAAGACCAGCGUUUGUCAAAAUUGUGGAGAUCUUAAUGGGACAGUUAAGAAAGCUGGCUUACUUAAAAUAGUUCAUGAAAAGUAUAAGGCAAAGAAAAAAGUUGAUGCUAUUGUUCAAGAAAAAUUAGCAGAAUACAAUAAUGUGCUUGAGGAUAAUAAAGCUUUGGAAGGUGUACUUCAAAGUGGAUUAGUUAAUGUAUUAAACCCAUUAGAGGUACAAAGCAUUUUAGAAAAAAUACCGGAAAGCGACAUUCCCUUAUUAAUGAUGAAUCCCGAAUGUGCAUUGCCAAAAGAUUUAAUAUUAACGAGAAUUCCUGUGCCGCCAAUCUGCAUCAGACCUAGUGUCGUGUCAGAUUUGAAAGCAGGUACAACUGAAGAUCAUCUCACAAUGAAACUAUCAGAAAUAGUUUUUAUCAAUGAUGUUAUUCAAAAACAUAGACAAAGUGGAGCCAAAGUACAAAUGUAUAAUGAGGACUGGGAAUUUCUUCAGUUACACUGUGCUCUUUAUAUAAACAGUGAAAUGUCUGGUAUACCUCUUAAUAUGCAACCAAAAAAAUCUGGUAGAGGAUUGGUUCAAAGAUUGAAGGGAAAACAGGGUCGUUUUCGUGGUAACUUGUCUGGUAAACGUGUUGAUUUCUCUAGUCGUACUGUCAUUUCACCUGAUCCUAAUCUUAGAAUAGAGCAAGUUGGUGUACCCAUUCAUGUUGCAAAAAUUUUAACAUAUCCUGAAAAAGUAAAUCCAUCAAAUAUAGAAUUAAUGAGAAAAUUAGUGAAAAACGGUCCAGAUGUUCAUCCAGGUGCAAAUUUCAUACAACAGGGAAAAACUCAAUUUAAAAAAUACUUAAGAUAUGGUAAUCGACAUAAAAUUGCCCAAGAUUUACAGUAUGGUGAUAUUGUCGAGAGGCAUCUUAGAGACGACGAUGUAGUACUGUUUAAUCGACAACCAUCUUUACAUAAAUUAAGUAUCAUGGCACAUAAAGCAAAAGUAUUAGAACAUCGAACAUUCCGGUUUAAUGAAUGCGUGUGCACUCCCUAUAAUGCCGACUUUGAUGGUGAUGAAAUGAAUUUACAUUUACCUCAAACUGAAGAAGCACGAGCUGAAGCUUUGGUUUUAAUGGGGAAUAAAUCAAAUUUAGUCACACCUCGAAACGGUGAAUUGUUAAUAGCAGCAACACAAGAUUUUAUCACUGGUGGAUAUCUUUUAACUCGAAAGGAUACAUUUUUGAACAAAGCUCAAGCAAGUCAAUUAGCUGGUUGCCUUCUAGCUGGGCAUGAUCUCGCCAUGUCUAUAAGUUUACCUGAACCUGCUAUCUUAAAGCCAGCUAUGUUGUGGACAGGAAAACAGAUUUUUAGUUUAAUUUUGAAGCCUAAUAGUUCUUGCAAUAUCAAAGCUAAUUUAAAAACUAAAGGAAGAGCUUACACUAACAAUGAAGAAUUAUGCAUUAACGAUUCUUAUGUUAUUAUCCGAAAUUCAGAAUUAAUAGCGGGAUCUAUGGAUAAGUCUACGUUGGGUUCGGGUUCAAAGCAAAACAUAUUUUACAUUCUAUUGCGUGAUUGGGGCGAAGAUAUUUCAACAACGGCUAUGUGGCGAUUAGCAAGAAUGGCAAGCUUCUUUCUCAUGAAUCGAGGCUUUUCUAUCGGCAUUGGUGAUGUUACACCUGGACAGGGACUUCUCAAAGCCAAACAGGAGCUUUUAAAUGCUGGGUACUCUAAAUGUACCGAGUAUAUUCAUCAAAUGGAAGAAGGACGUCUUGUAUGUCAACCUGGAUGUACAGAAGAAGAAACUUUGGAAGCAAUGAUACUAAGGGAACUUUCAGUAAUUCGUGACCAUGCUGGUAAAGCAUGUUUGAAAGAGCUUCAUCCAAGCAAUAGCCCAUUAAUUAUGGCCUUGUCCGGUAGUAAGGGCAGUUUCAUUAAUAUUUCACAAAUGAUUGCUUGUGUAGGACAACAAGCUAUUAGUGGUAAAAGAGUUCCUAAUGGAUUUGAAGACAGAGCUUUGCCGCAUUUUGAACGACACUCGAAAAUUCCUGCAGCUAAAGGUUUCGUCGAAAACUCCUUUUAUUCUGGCUUAACGCCAACAGAAUUUUUCUUUCAUACAAUGGGUGGAAGAGAAGGUCUUGUAGAUACGGCGGUUAAAACUGCAGAAACCGGCUACAUGCAACGGAGAUUGGUUAAAAGUUUAGAGGACUUGUGCCUUCAUUAUGAUAUGACAGUUCGUAAUUCAGUAGGAGACAUUGUACAAGUUUUAUAUGGUGGAGACGCUUUAGAUCCUACGUACAUGGAAGGUAAAAAAUGUUGAUGUCCUUGCUCUAUUCUAGCUAAAUCACCAUGCAAGAAUGAAAAACCCUUAGAUGGUACUAGUAUAGUCAAAGCUACAAAUGAAUUAUUGAAUUCCGAGGAAUAUGAAUGUCUCAGCAAGGAAUUUAAGCAAGAAUUAUCGACAUUUCUUGAGACCGUAGCGCGUAAAAUAGCACGCCUUCGGCAUAAUGCUCCACCGAGCGUACCUGUAAUUUUACAACUUGAACGACUUACAGUUUCUCAAUUAGUAGAAUUUAUUCACACUUGCAAAGAAAAAUACAUGAGAGCUAAAAUUGAACCAGGCACUGCCGUUGGCGCACUCGCUGCACAGAGUAUUGGUGAACCGGGUACACAGAUGACCUUGAAAACCUUCCACUUUGCUGGUGUAGCAUCUAUGAACAUUACUCAGGGUGUACCGCGUAUUAAAGAAAUUAUUAACGCAAACCCGAAAAUUAGUACCCCUAUUAUCACAGCAGCACUAGUAAACGAUUCUGAUCCAGAAUUUGCCAGGAGAGUAAAAGGUAGAAUCGAAAAGACCACUUUGGGAGAAGUAACUGAAUAUAUUGAAGAGAUAUACUUACCAGACGAUUGUUUCUUACUAAUAAAAUUGGAUGUUGAUAGAAUAAAAUUGUUAAAAUUAGAAGUAGAUGUAAAUUCAAUUCGUUAUUCAAUUUGUACAUCAAAGUUAAGACUAAAUCCGAAAUUAGUAAACGUUAGAGGUGAUUCCAUCAUCACUGUGAAUCCGAGCAAAAAUAAGCACAGUUUGAAUUAUGCACUCACUCAACUAAAAGAAACAAUUCCAAACAUUGUUGUGAAGGGUUUACCAUCAGUUUCUAGAGCCGUCAUUCACAAUGAUGAUUCAAGUGGUAAAACGCGGUACAAACUAUUUGUCGAAGGAGAUAAUAUGCGUGAAGUCAUGGCAACUCUUGGCGUUUUAGGACGAAAAACAACUUCGAAUAAUACAUUAGAAGUCUUCAAAACUUUAGGAAUUGAGGCUGCAAGAGCAACUAUAAUGACAGAAAUUAAAUUAGUGAUGGAGAACCACGGAAUGAGCAUCGAUCGAAGGCAUCCAAUGCUUGUAGCAGACUUGAUGACUAGCAGAGGAGAAGUGUUAGGUAUUACGAGGCAAGGCUUAGCAAAGAUGAAGGAAUCCAUUUUAAAUUUAGCUUCGUUCGAAAAAACAGCCGACCAUCUAUUUGAUGCAGCUUAUUAUGGACAAAAAGAUGUUAUUUGCGGCGUGUCAGAAUCAAUUAUUAUGGGUAUCCCAGUCCCAGUAGGAACAGGAAUCUUCAAAUUACUUCACAAAGCUGACAAGGAUGAGCCACAAAAAAGGAAUUUAAUAUUCGAUGACCCACAAUUCCACAAAAAGGUUACAAAAAACGCGACAUAA
Molecule: messenger RNA, 4342 nt
Organism: Dufourea novaeangliae
Lineage: Eukaryota; Metazoa; Arthropoda; Insecta; Hymenoptera; Halictidae
Gene: Polr3A
Product: DNA-directed RNA polymerase III subunit RPC1
Exons: 20
Biological process (GO): DNA-templated transcription
Molecular function (GO): DNA binding; DNA-directed RNA polymerase activity
Source: RefSeq, a predicted model, not a curated record